UUCAUCUCUUAUUUCGCAGUUUGCCAAACCAUCUCCCCACCUUGGGGCCCUAAACUUCCCAAAAAGCCCUUCCCUCCAUUUCUCUCUUUCUCUCUCCUCCCUUUUCCCACUUUCUCUCUCCUCUUUUUUCAAGCUUUCAUCAAUGGCGUCAUCUUCAAAAUCACGCUCAAAUGCACCAGUUCUACCUGUAACCUUCUCAUUACCACGCUCACUUUCACCUCCUCGUAGAUAUUCUCACUCAUCAACAACAACUUCUUCAUCUCAACCUUCCGAUCCUUUUUCGUAUUCGUCAAGUAGUUUUGCGUCGUCUUCUUCCGCUUCAUCUCUCUCAUCUUCCAUAUUUGAACGUCCUUCAUCUCCAACACGAGUUAAUUUAUCUUCUACUACUACAGUUCCUUCGUUUCGUAUCUCUCUCAAUCGUUCUCACUCUCCGAAUUCGCGCGUUUCGAUUCGCGAUCAAGUCGUUUCGAAACCUGCGAUUACGAAGAGGACGUGUAUGUGUUCGCCGACGAAUCAUCCUGGAUCGUUUCGUUGCGCGAUUCACAGGAAUAAUAGUCGAAACGGAGGUAAUUCGAAUUCUCACUCGGUUUCUUGCUCGCCGAGUCGACUCAAUCUUCGGCGAUCUGCAAUGACGAAUUCACUCGUGAGAAUCGGUACUGUUGAAGGUGAUUGGGUGAAACGUGCGUUAACGGCUUUGAUUCGUCCUUCGUCUCAUCAACAGAAAAGACGAUUUGAUUUUCAGUUUCGUCCGAGUCGUCUCUCUAUCAUGUCUAAAGCUAACGAUGAUGAUCCGUGAUUUUAAUCGGAAAAAAAGUCGUUGACGUUGGACGUUACGUUACGUUCGCCGUUAAGUUUUGAGGGCAAAUUCCGUUAAUCAUUGCAUAUUCCGUUCGCCCGUUCGGUUUGUUCAAUUUGCACGUCGUCGUCAAUAUUAUACGUUGCCUCCAUUUUCAGGUCAUAAUCAUACUAAUAAAAUAUUUUUUUAUGGAGCUGGAGGGAAAUUUAGUCUGUUUUGCUGACUUAAAAAGUUUCUCAGAAAUAAAAAUUGGUUACAUAGACACAGAAACAUGAGGAGAAGUUUGUCUGAAUAAUGCAAUUAAAUAAAGCAAGUAGAGUACUGAAGAUAAGAGAAGUUGAUAAAAUCUUACAUAAAUAACAUUAAAAGAAUUAGGGUUUGUUCUCCCCAACUUAUUUUCAGUUCAGUUCAAUUCAGUUCAGACCAGUUCAGUUCAGCUCUUGACAAUACUUUUACUCUCACAUAUCACUAUUCAUUUCAGUGCUGUUCAGAUCAGUUCAGAUCAGUUCAGAUUAGUUCAGAUCAGUUCAGUUCAGCUGUUUUAUACUGAAGAGAACAGACGCUUAAUCAUAUUUAAGAAUUUCUUUAAAAAGAUAGUGAUACAUAACUUUUAAAUACUUUUUCCUUUCUUUUUUAUGUGGCUUUUGUAUACUGUAUAAUCUUUUUAGUUUUAGAAGAACUUUCUAACAUCCAUAGUAUUUUAAAUUUUUAAUUACGUAUUUCUACCUUUUAAAA
Beta vulgaris subsp. vulgaris (sugar beet) is the source of this 1531-nucleotide messenger RNA. RefSeq lists its product as hypothetical. The coding region runs from base 143 to 796 and encodes 217 amino acids. The record is from RefSeq and is a predicted model, not a curated record. NCBI's taxonomy places the organism in Eukaryota, Viridiplantae, Streptophyta, Magnoliopsida, Caryophyllales, Amaranthaceae. The transcript is spliced from 3 exons.